Messenger RNA from Hylaeus volcanicus, 1959 nucleotides. Its product is annotated as N-lysine methyltransferase SMYD2-like. The transcript is spliced from 2 exons. The record is from RefSeq and is a predicted model, not a curated record. The coding region runs from base 150 to 1709 and encodes 519 amino acids. Lineage: Eukaryota; Metazoa; Arthropoda; Insecta; Hymenoptera; Colletidae. Gene Ontology annotation, molecular function: protein binding. Gene Ontology annotation, cellular component: nucleus.
AAAGCUAUUAAAAUAAUUAUGCAGGUUGUAACUGGUUUCGUAAUAAAUGAAAAUAAUACAAUAGAAAUCGAGUACAGGAACCAUACGUUUUAGGACCAUUAAGUCGGGUGAACAAAAGUAGUAAAUGAAAAUUUUGGUAGAAAUUAAACAUGAAUUCGAGUCAUACAAAAUUACAAACAAAACAACGAUACAAAAUAUAUUUAAAGAAUACUGUACUUAAAGGCAGAGGAUUGUACGUGAAAAGUUUAGACUCAAUUCCAGCAGGAAGUGUUAUAUUUAAAUCGUCUCCAUAUGCAUUUGUUUUAAAUUAUCAACAUUGGGCAACGCAUUGUUUCAAUUGUUUUCAAUAUAGUAAAAAAAAGUUAAAACGCUGUUUAGGAUGCCAGUGUGUUUUUUAUUGUACAGUUGAAUGUCAAAAACAAGACUGGGUCAAUCACAAAAAUGAAUGUAAAAAUCUUACAUCGUUUCUGUGUCAAUGUAGAAGAUGCAAUGUUGUGGACGAAGACAUUACGGAUUUUCUUCUUGUUGCGCGUACUUUAAGAAGGUUACGUGUAGAUAAAGAAACAAUUCCUUUGAUUUCAUUACAAGAAACACUUUCUAAGGCAGAUUCAGAAUGUCUUGUAACGCAUUGGAAUUACGUGGAAUCGAUGUGUGUAACGCAAGAGUUGCAAAAGGAUCCUAAAGUGGUUGAAGCUUUAAUGGCCACGCAACUUUUAGGCUCUUUGGUAACAUCAAAAGAGGAACUGUAUGUUUGGUUGAAUAUGUUUCAAUGUAAUAAUUUUUCUAUCACCGAUGAUCGUAUGGUUUGUAUUGGAGCUGGCGUUUAUGCAGUAGGAAGCCUACUAAAUCAUAGUUGUCGUCCUAACUGUAUUUAUACUUUUGAUCCUAUUACAAAAACUCAGGUAAAUCUUUCUUUAAAGAACGUCCUGUCCAAUGGACAAUUUUGGUUUGUUGAAAAGGUGUGUCGUUGUGUCCAAGAAUUAAAAUCAGAUGACGAAUUGUUAAUACCUUACAUUGAUAUUGUUUUCAGUACAAAAGAAAGACGUCAAAUGCUUCUUGCACUUUAUGGAUUUUUUUGUUCUUGCAACGUUUGUGAAAAUCCCAUAAAUUUGAGGAAUUCCAAAGUGUCUACCCUUGAUGAAGCUCUUCGUGGGGAUCGAUGGGGAAGGCAACUUCCUGAUAUUUAUUCAAUGUAUAAUCCUUUAGCAACAGUAGCACCAUACAUGCAGCGUGACAGAAAAAAAAUUCUUGCUCGAAUAAUUGAUCAAUUGAAAUCCCCUCAAAAAAUGGAUGUUCUACCUUUCGAAACAGUCAUUGAUUGGGUUUCCACAGUAAACAAAUGUUUUCUUGAAUAUUCCGAACAGCAAGGCAACUAUUUGUAUAAAGAUGAACUUUUUGUAUUAGAGCAUGUUUUACAUCCAUUCAAUUUAGACUUAUAUUCCAAACGCUGUGAAGUAUUUUCCUUAGCUUUGGAACAAAAAAACUAUUCCUUAGCCAUUCAUUUAGGAGAACAAAUGACUACCUUUUUAACGAUUGUGUAUCAAAAUUGUCCACAUCAUCCUUUACUGGGUUUACAUUACUAUUCAAUGUAUGAGUUAUAUUUAGAAACAGGAAAUACUGUUUUAGCGAAAUCUUUACUCAACAAAACCUACGAUUGUUUAAAAAUUUGCUAUGGAGUUGACCAUAACUUAGUAUUAUCGUUAUGUUGAUUAUGACGACGACAAGGAAAGAUACUAGUUUUUCUUUAUCCAACAUUACAUUACAAAAGUGUUAUUCAAGACAUGGCAGUACACUGAAAACUUUUUGAGAUUUAAAACGCAGCGUUGUCCCGUUUCAAACUCGAAAAGACAACAUGGCACCUUUUUGUUUACGAGAUAUAACUUUUGUGUAAGAGUUUGACGCGUCUGUCGUCCAGUGAACAACAGGACUAACUUACGUAGUUUUUCCCGAAUUAAGUCA